CUUCUAUUACAUCGAUGGUAACCGAUGGAGGCGAGCCGAGGAGGCGAGAAGGGGGCACAUACGUGUACAACAUGGAGACCGUGGCCCCAUCACCUUCAUCGGUAAGAAGCAUGAUCUCAAAGGGUUGGGGAUCUCUAACAAGAUCCAAGACAUACAAAGAGACAAGGGAUCGAGAAAAAAUGAUCAUUAGUUGUAAUAAGCGCGAAAAAGAAGAAGAGAAUGAAAAUGAAAUAGUGGAAUCAAGAAAGGCGCGACCGAUCAUUAAUUAUGUACAAGAAAGAAAAUCGGUUUCAGUGGUGGAGACGAAUGUUGGAUCCGUUGCUGCCUUUCUUCAAGUUAAGGUUUUGACGACGGACAUGCCCGGGUUUAUGCAAGUUCACGCCUUUCGAUGUGCCCGGACAACCUAUGAUUGUAUGGACAACUUUAGCUUAAAGAACAUGGCUUAUAACAUCAAGAAGGAAUUCGAUAAGAUAUACGGUCCGGCAUGGCAUUGCAUCGUUGGUUCGAGCUUCGGAUCUUUCGUAACACACUCCACAGGCUGCUUUAUAUAUUUCACCAUGGAAAAGAUGUAUAUCCUCGUUUUUAAGACUAAAGUUCAAAGGGCUGCUUUAAUUUAGGCCAAAUCUAGCCAUAUAUAUAAUUCCAUUCAAAUUUCAAAUUCGACUCGAAUUAUUUUUUUUUUACGCGUGUAUAUUUUCUUUGAAUGAUAGAAAUAUAUUUAUAUACAUAUAUAUAAGCGGAUGUGGUGGUUCUGUUG
Molecule: messenger RNA, 757 nt
Organism: Andrographis paniculata
Lineage: Eukaryota; Viridiplantae; Streptophyta; Magnoliopsida; Lamiales; Acanthaceae
Exons: 2
Coding region: 15-617 (200 amino acids)
Biological process (GO): microtubule-based process
Cellular component (GO): dynein complex
Molecular function (GO): dynein intermediate chain binding; dynein light intermediate chain binding
Source: RefSeq, a predicted model, not a curated record